AUGCCCGGCACUUGCGAGGUUUGCGUCUCGGAGCCUUCGAAGUACCGAUGCCCAACAUGUGGGCUUAUGAGUUGCUCUCUGGCUUGCACCCAGUCCCAUAAAAUCUACUGCGCACCUAAAGCACCAUCGCCAAAACCGACCGGUCCAACGGUCGACAUCCAACAGCCUCCCGGCGAAUCGAAUGAGCAUGCGGCCAGCGAGAUAACACCUAAAGCUCAGAAUGGCCUCGAUAUUAAAGCCUUAGGAAGCUCAACCGAACUCAAAGAUCUACUCGAUCGGUUCCCUUCGCUUCGUGAGGAGCUGUACGAUAUCUACAAGACUACUUUGGAAGAUGCAUGGGUGGAGACACAACGCUUUGGAGGUCGGGGUCGAUAUCACGGGAGAGGCAAAGGGCCGCACCGUCAUAAUGGACCGUGGACCCGUGAGAAGGGCUUCAACCGGGGAGUGGGAAGGGUGAGGAGGCUACGGGAAAGAUGCGAGGAGGGCCUGGAGACUGGAGAAAAAGCGGAGGGAUACGUGCGCUUCAUGUCCCUGGUCACUGGUAAUGAGCUUCCACGCGAGACCAUGUGA
Molecule: messenger RNA, 570 nt
Organism: Aspergillus welwitschiae
Lineage: Eukaryota; Fungi; Ascomycota; Eurotiomycetes; Eurotiales; Aspergillaceae
Product: zinc finger HIT domain-containing protein
Exons: 2
Coding region: 1-570 (189 amino acids)
Biological process (GO): box C/D snoRNP assembly; maturation of LSU-rRNA from tricistronic rRNA transcript (SSU-rRNA, 5.8S rRNA, LSU-rRNA); snoRNA localization
Cellular component (GO): pre-snoRNP complex; nucleus
Source: RefSeq, a predicted model, not a curated record